This is a messenger RNA of Tachyglossus aculeatus (Australian echidna), 666 nucleotides long. RefSeq names its product myomaker, myoblast fusion factor (gene MYMK). The record is from RefSeq and is a predicted model, not a curated record. Bases 1 to 666 code for a protein of 221 amino acids. Gene Ontology annotation, cellular component: plasma membrane. Lineage: Eukaryota; Metazoa; Chordata; Mammalia; Monotremata; Tachyglossidae. The transcript is spliced from 5 exons.
AUGGGGACACUCGUUGCCAAGCUGCUCCUCCCCACCCUCAGCAGCCUGGUGUUUGUCCCGACUGCCAGCAUUGCGGCCAGGAGGCAGUUCCAUAUGGAAGCCAUGGUCUACGUCUUCACCAUGUUCUUCGUGGCGAUAUACCACGCUUGUGAUGGUCCAGGUUUAUCGGUGCUGUGUUUCAUGCGCUACGACAUUCUGGAGUACUUCAGCAUCUAUGGGACGGUGCUGUCCAUGUGGGUCUCACUGAUGGCCCUGGCUGACUUUGAUGAGCCCAAGAGAUCGACCUUUGUCAUGUUUGGCGUCUUGACCAUCGCGGUGAGGAUCUACCACGACCGGUGGGGCUACGGUGUGUACUCCGGACCCAUCGGCACUGCCGUCCUCAUCAUCACCGCAAAGUGGCUGCAGAAGAUGAAGGAAAAGAAAGGUCUGUACCCUGAUAUGAGCGUCUAUACCCAGCAGAUUGGUCCCGGCUUCUGCUUUGGGGCAUUGGCCUUGAUGCUGAGGUUUUACUUUGAGGAGUGGGACUACACAUACGUCCACAGCUUCUACCACUGUGCCCUGGCCAUGUCCUUCGUGCUUCUGCUGCCCAAGGUGAACAAGAAAGCCGGCAAUGCGGGAACCCCUGCCAAAUUGAACUGCUCCACCCUUUGCUGCUCCUGUGUGUGA